UAAUUACUUUUUCAAUUAUUAUUUUCGAUUCGUUUCUUGUAUUUUUUGACACAACCUUAUAAAACCGCGUGGAAUUAUCCGAAUGAUAUGCGCGAAUGGCAGUAUAAUUUCUAAGACGGCGAAUCAUCCCUUUCGUACUCUCAUUCCUUUCCAUUCAUCCCCAUAUUUCUAUUUCCGGGGCGAAUGUCUUGGCAUGCGGUCGUGCCUGUCCCCACCUUUGUAAUCUUCGAUCAAGAAUUGUGUGUCGUUCCAUUGCAGUUCAUCCUUUGUUUUCUCCUGUAUUUUCAAUUCUAACGGAAUGGUUACGCAUUGGGAAUCGAGUAAAAAACCUCUUUACGUAAAAACAAUAUGGAAGGAAGGUCAACAUCACGUGAUUUUAAAUUGCAAAGAACAUUCAAGACAGUAUAAAAAUCCAUCGAUGACGCGCUGUACUUAUAAUAAAAGAACGGUUAAAUCAGCGCCAUCUACAAAUGCAAAUUUAAACGUAUCGACGUUUAAACUACUGGAAAACGAAGAACCGAAAUCGAGUAGGCGAUGUAGGACUGGUCGUAAUGUUCGGAUCAAAUCGUCGGUAAAAACGGUCACCGCCGAACUAUCUCUAAACCUCGCCGUAGAAACGUCAAUGAAGAGCGUUCCGUUGGUCGUGAAAUCUCAAAACGUCGACGUUGAGAAACAUAUCGAAGAUUUUUUAGAACAGCCUCUAGUUGAUUCUUUGACCGAUCGAGUAUUGAUGUGGUUGGAUUUGGCGAUACAAAAUGGUCAUUAUCCCAAAACUAUAAAUUUAAAUCCACCCCUGGAAGUGUUCGCUACACAACCGGUCGCUAAAAAACGACAUAUAUUUGCGAAACAUCGUUUUUCUUCAUUACGCACCGGUCAUUAUGAAAUUACCAAAUAUACUUUCAAAGUCGAAGGCGUCACUCAAACUUUACAAACUUCCGAUAAUUCUAGAAGCGAUUUCGCUAUUUUAGAAGAAGAUAUCGAUAAAAUCGAUGGUAGGGAAGAAGAAGAAGACGGUUUGAUAUCAUCGAGGUUAGAAGAAAACGUUGCUCCAGAAAAUAUCGUUAUUCCAGAAGAGUCCAGUAAAAAAAUUGGCGUUAAAAGACAGUUGCAUAUCUUCUUACCGAGUUUACAGAAAAAUAGUGGUUUUAACGAUUUGAAUAAUCAAUUUGAUUGCUGUUCCUCACAACACAUCGAAGAUUCUAGGGAAAUAUAAGAUAUUAUGGAUUAUAAACGCUUUUUUUUUAAUUUUUUGGAAAUUAUUUCUACGAUUGAUCACUCGUUUCUUCAUUUAUAUCAAAUUUUCUUAAUAUAAUGUUACGUCAAGAACAAAAUUCGUUUUUUUCUCGGUCACUGCCCUUUUUGGACAGUUCUUCAUGAACUGGUUGGAGUAAGACUUUUUCUUUCAAUGUCCAAUACGAAUCUUUUGGACUGAAUUGAUUUUCGUCGUCUUAUUUGGACGUAGUUAGUCGUGUAUCAUAUUUAAAACCUCCCUUGUAUCUGUAACAUUUGUGAGAUUCUUUCCCUUAAACGCCACGUACUUUUUUCUAAACAUCCUUUUCAUUGAACAAUUGCUUCUUCAUUUAUAUCAAAUUUUCUUGAUAUUAUCUUAGAUUGAGAACAAAAUUCGUUUUUUUCUCGGUCACUGCCCUUUUUGGACAGUUCUUCCUGAACUAGUUGGAGUAAGGCUUUUUCUUUCAAUGUCCAACACGAAUCUUUUGGACUGAAUUGAUUUUCGUCGUCUCAUUUGGACGUAGUUACUCGUGUAUCACUUUUAAAACCUCCCUUGUAUCUGUUUGUUUGUAUAAAUAGAUACAUACUCCCAUGUACCCCUUUAAAUUGCGUCAUAAUUUAUGGAUGGCCCCUUAGUGUGUGUAAAAUGAACUAGAAUGGGACGUUCCAUUAGAAUUUAUAGUGAUCUUCAUCGAUUUCUGUGCUGUACUAACCAGUACAUUGCCUUUGGUUGCUAUUUUAUCUAUCAGAUCCAAUAUCUUCUUAAUCUUUCUUCGUGGUCGACCUCUACUCCGCAUUUCUGAUGUUUUCUCGGUCUAAUAGUAUUCUAUUCUCCUGAGAUCCACCUGAGAAUUUUCAUUUCUGUGGUCACCAAGGUUUUUUCGUAUUGAUGUUUUUGAAGUAUGGGUCAUUAAAGGUCUGACAUUUGCUUUAUAAAAUUCGUCUUCCAAUAUAUCUUCUAAUUUGUCACGUAAUAACUUCGAAAGGGUGGUUUUCAUAAGAAAAAAAGUAUUGGGGCUAUUUUUUUAGACAAAUUUGUGAUCUAUAACUUUUAUUUCGACUGUUUUCACGAUAGCAUUUACCCCGUUAAGAAAAAAAUGCAAAAUACCGUUUUCGUGACCUUGAUUUAACCUCAAUUCAUAUUAGAAUGACUAGUAUUUGGUUAUAUACGAGUUAUUAUUGAUUUUUAUGUCUUAUUUUAUCGAUUUUUUUAUUUAUCCAUCUCGGGGUAGUUUUUUUUUCGGGCUACACCAGUAGCAACUUCUACUAUUUCGUUGAUACCCCAGACGUAUAA
Diorhabda carinulata is the source of this 2524-nucleotide messenger RNA. RefSeq lists its product as uncharacterized. NCBI's taxonomy places the organism in Eukaryota, Metazoa, Arthropoda, Insecta, Coleoptera, Chrysomelidae. The transcript has 2 exons. Bases 299 to 1213 code for a protein of 304 amino acids. The record is from RefSeq and is a predicted model, not a curated record.